Messenger RNA from Strigops habroptila (Kakapo), 7275 nucleotides. RefSeq names its product small nuclear RNA activating complex polypeptide 3 (gene SNAPC3). Gene Ontology annotation, molecular function: core promoter sequence-specific DNA binding; RNA polymerase III type 3 promoter sequence-specific DNA binding; bent DNA binding. Gene Ontology annotation, cellular component: snRNA-activating protein complex. NCBI's taxonomy places the organism in Eukaryota, Metazoa, Chordata, Aves, Psittaciformes, Psittacidae. The record is from RefSeq and is a predicted model, not a curated record. The coding region runs from base 1225 to 2379 and encodes 384 amino acids. The transcript is spliced from 9 exons. Gene Ontology annotation, biological process: snRNA transcription by RNA polymerase III; snRNA transcription by RNA polymerase II.
CUUAACAAGAUUUCUAUAAUGUGGAAUAAUAACUGCAAUUAAGAGGCAGAGGUGAGUGACAGCUAAUAAAUAAAUUCAGCACUGAAAUGCACUGCAAGUCUAAAUAUAACUGGGGGAGGUGUAAGGGCUUUAGACGAUGCUGUUAUUGCUAACCAAAGCAAAACAUGCUCUUAUAUCACCGGGCUGCUCUAUUACAUUCUUAUGUACCCCCUUAAUACUCUCCUUUGUGAAAGCAGCAGGCAAAUGUCACGACCUUCUUCUACUGUCAGCACCCUAACCCUUCCACACAGCUUGCGAAGACUCAAGCUCUUCUCAUGAACUUUUCCUAGUUUUAUCCUUCCCCUCUGCUUCAACAAUCCACCUGCUAACACACAUUCUUUUUGAGUAUUAUUUUGAUGUUUAAAGAAGUAAUGAGAUGUUUUGGCUUGAAGCAAGUGAGAAGGCUGUGGUUCAACUGGUAUGAACAACAGGUACAUCAGGUUCUCUCAAUCCAGAAUGACUUCUUCCUCUUUCUCAACAGGUUGUGCUCACAGCAGCUUUGUCACGCUGUUGCAGUGGGGCAUUCUCAGCUGCUCUAACACAAGAAAAUUCUCCAAUUGUCCGCUGUGGCAUUCGUUGUAUAUUCCCUAAAAAACCUUGCUCCUGGAGCACACCACUAACCCCACAUGGCUAGGAAAAAAGAUGGAGGCCAACAGAUGCAUGUUUUUAAAGCGAUGGCAUAAGCAGUGCUAGUAAAUUGUUAUCUAGCUCAGGAACCUUGUUCGUGGUGUUACUGAACACACUAAUGAUACAAGAGAGAGGGUUGGCAAGCAUUAAAUUUUCACUUCGGCAGCAGAAAAUUCAGCUUUUCAAUUAAGCACGAUGGAAGACUUUGUACCGCUGUAAACACACGGACACGGCGCAUCUUAAUAACUUCAGGUUUUUCUUUAGGCGAUGGGGACGACCGCCGCCAAGCACUUCCCAGGAACGCCUCAGCAGGAGCUCCGCAGCCGCUCUACCUCCCCGCUGACAGACCGGCCCGGCGCCCCGGCACUCAGCGCGCCCCCGCCCCCUCGGCGGGCAGCCUCCCGCUCCGAUCCCGGCAGCCUCCCUGUGCCCCCACGCCCGCCUACGGAGACCCGCCGCUGCCGGGCCCGCCCACCUGGCCGCGGAGCCUGAGCCCGCCGUGACGCGCGGUCUGCGCGGACUACAGGCCCCAGUGGGCGGCGCGCGGGCCCGGCGGCCAUGGCGGCGGCGGCGGCGGCGGCGGCGGCGGCCGGGGCUGCGCCUGACUAUGAGGCGGCGGAGCUGUACACCCGCGCGUUCCGCGUGGGCGCGCUCGGCGGCUGCUGGAGGCGGCACCUGGGGCCGCCCGACCUCUCGCUGGCGGCAGAGGCGGCGGCCGACGAGGACGCGGCCGUAGUGGCGGAGCUUGGCUGCGAGGUGGCGAUGGUGCCCGAGCUGCAGGAAGUGUGCAGCAUUGAUAUGUUAAUGUCUUCUGGUAAAGAAGAGGACCCAGGUGUUAUUCCUGAAGAUAGCCGUCUGCUAACUCUUCAAAUUAGAAAAGAGGCAUUAGAGAGGAGAGAAGAAACAAUUAUUGUGGAUCGGGCUUGCAGACAAGAAACUCUUGCCUAUGAGAUGGAAUCACAUGCAAGUGGAAAGAGGCCAGACAGUCCAACAGAUCUAGUUGAGGAGGGAGAGCUACUUUUAACUCUGAACAUAUUCUACCCUGUCAUAUUUCAGAAGCAUAAAGAUUACAAACCCUAUCAGACAGUCCUUGUACUGGGCAGCCAGAAGCUCACCGAGCUGAGGGACUCAAUUUCCUGCGUCAGUGACUUCCAGAUAGGUGGUGAGUUCAGCAGUCAGCCAGAUCAAGCACCAGAACACGUAAGCAAGGAUAUCUACAAAUCUGCCUUCUUCUAUUUUGAAGGCAUCUUUUAUAACGAUAAAAGAUACCCAGAAUGCAGAGAUCUGAGCAGAACCAUUAUUGAGUGGUCAGAAUCUCAUGACAGAGGCUAUGUAAAUCUUCAGUCUGAUGAUAUGGAGGACUACACAUUUAAUGAUUUGUCCCUCAAAAUUGGCUUCCCAUACCUUUUCUGCCACCAAGGGGACUGUGAGCACAUCAUUAUCAUCACAGACAUAAGGCUCAUUCAUUAUGAUGACUGCCUGGACAGGAACCUCUAUCCCUUGCUGAUCAAGAAACACUGGCUAUGUACCAGAAAAUGCUUUGUGUGCAAAAUGUAUACAGCCAGGUGGGUAACCAACAAUGACAGUCUGGCACCAGAGGAUCCUUGUUUCUUCUGUGAUGUUUGUUUUCAGAUGCUCCAUUAUGAUCUGGAAGGCAAUAAACUGGGGGAGUUUCUUGCAUAUCCUUAUGUCGAUCCUGGGAUUUUCAACUGAAACCAACGUGAGCCAUAAUGAAUUCAGUGAAGUGCAUUGGUGAAACUGUUGCUCUGGCUGUUGAAACCGCCACACAGCUUGAGUUUUGAGCGUACUGCUGAGGUUUGGGUUAGGCUUUAAUCCUCUCCUUUGAGGUGGAAAGAACCUUUUGCACAUGAAGUCUUUCUGGUGUGCUUUUCUGAGUAAGCAAGUAUGAUUUUAAAAGAUAGGUAAUUAUGGAAAAAAUAUGCUCAAACAUCUGUUUUAAUCAGCUACAUUUUUCUAAUAUAUUUGGGCAAGAAGACAGUAGUUUGUAGACUAGAGACUCUAAAAAUACGGACGUUUCAAGAGAGAAUACCUUGCAAAAGCAGCCGCGACUGAGAGAAGUUUUGUGCAUCCAAGGCCCUGUUAACCUCAGAGGAUGAAAACAUGGUCUUUGGGCAUCUCACCUUGAAAACUCUGGCAGUUGUCAUCUCUGAAGAAGGGUGGAUAGCACUGCAUUUUUAGGGAGGAGAAUACGCUCUGAGAGGGAAGCUCAGGAUGCUUGUUAACGUCUAAGGUCUUUCCUACAAAUGGGGGUGUGCUUGCAUCUCUGAAUUGCUGCUGUCCUUGCAUUCCGACUGAGGGCUGAUUCUGUGAUGAGUAAGCUACAUUUCACUGAUUACCGAAUUGUGGCCUGUCUUCCAGAUUACUUUGUUAACUCUUUACAGUGCAUGUAGUUUUAACUGUUCAUACAGUUCAUAGUGCACUUCUUUCUUAGUAUCAUCCUGUGAUUGUAAGUAUUGUUGCUUUUAAAAUAUGACCAAUUUGUACUUGCUAGUCUGUUGUUAAGUUGAAACUCUGCUUGCCAAGACAGAAUGUAUGUAUCCAGUGCCUUGCUUCUGAAAGUCUGGAAUUCAGAGAAUGUUAGUGGAGAUCUUUCGUUGCUGUUUAGGCAAGCUAGUAGUGCUACUGCUUUUCUUUUGAAAGCUUCAGCUAGUUCUCAAAAAACCCUAGUUCUGGUUGGAGUAAACGACAGCUGACUCUGAUAACCUGUGUACAGAAGUAUAUUUGACAAAUUAAAUUCUAUUCAUGUCCUGGGGCUGCAGAUUCUGCAAGUGCUUACUGAUUACCUUAGCUGUCUUGAAACAGAAGUGUCUUGUGAAUAUUAAUCUGUGGGGGGUUUAAGACAAAAAAAAAAAGAGUGGGUUUUGUCUUCUAAAUAAGGCAGCUGUUGGCCUGUGCACGCUGAAGACAGAGCAGUGAACAAGGCACUUGUCACAGGCAGUGCUGAAUGGGUCCUUACCCCUCAGGAACCUGCAGAACUGUCACCAUUCAGGCUGCUGAGGCUGGGCUGCUUUGUGGUGCUGUAGCAGCAGUUGCAGUACAAUUCUGGUUGCAACUUCAGUGAGUCGGUACCCUUCAUCCUGCCCCAACCUCCUCCUUUUCCAGCUGUCUCCUGGUAACAUAUGGGCUUCCGAAUUCUCUUCAGUAUUGGAACCAAGAUCAUGUAGACAGCUUGCAUAAUUUCUACAGGUACUGUUUGCUUGUUGGAUGGUUUAUGCUGAGUUCUAAGGCAGCAAUCAGUAAGGGGUUUUUGUGUAGAUUUUUUUUCUUCAGCAGCAGGGAGAAAGGAGAGGUCAAAAUGUGAUUUUAUUCUUUCAUUAAGCUAAUUCUGCCUUGGUGUGCUGUCCUUCACCCAACCCAUUUACUUUCUUUCCAGUAAAAAGUUAUGGUCAAAUAGAUUUCAAGAUUCCUGUCCCUGCAGAUGUAGAGAUUUCACUAGGGUCAGCCCUGUACUUCCAAUAAGUCCGGGUGCAGGAGUUGUGUGCGUCCAGUGCCUAACUAGAAACAGAGAAGAACUUGUUUGAGAAGCUGCUCUUUGUGUGAUUAGGCCCUAUUUCGUACCAAAUGACUCAAAUGCCAAGUGGAACAAAAAGGUUACACUAAAUCAUAGCUUUUAAAGAUACUUCCCAGGAGCUAUAGCAGGACAGCCGAGACUGGUCCUGAUUUAAUGUGUCUUUCAGAAUGAGUCCUGUGAGUGAAAUCCAGCAUCGCACCCAGCUGCCGAUUCGCAGUUCAAUUUCUAUGACAGCAGCUGGAUAUCCGUGUUUUGGCUGCUUGUUAAAUGCUUGUUAGUGUGGUUAGUGGCUGAUCAGAACUUCCAAGCAGGCGUAUUACUUCAUGAUGAGAAAUGAGAAAAUAUAUUCUUUAAUAAUCCCAUGUCUCUGUGUUUGGUAUUUAUGUCUUUCUGGGCAAGACCAUCAGCAAUUAGUAUUUUUUUUUUAAUAAAUCUCUUGUAAUAAAUAAUCCCUUGUAAUAAAAUAUUAUUGUAAUAAUAUAAGGGUAUGUAAGUUGGAAACGAUUUGAGUUGUAUUUAAAUGAAAAUUGAAGGGCCGUGCCUGCUGACAUAUGAAGAUUUGUGUCUGUGCUUACUGGGAGAAGCAAAAAGGCUAGAGUUCUAAAAACUGUAGUUGAAUCUGUUGCAUCUGAAGAGCAUUGACCUUUAAUCUGUGGCUGGCGUUUUGCUUUGAUCUUUUUUAAACACUCAGUGAUGUGCCAGUGUGAACCUUUGGAACUAACUUCAAACUAACAAAAGGUCUUGGAGAGUCAGUCCCCAGUGCAAGUUUUUGCCUUGCUGUCAAGAGGGUGAUACAGAACGCUGUUUCUUGUGUUGAGGAAGAGGACAGGCCUCUUUGAUCUUUACUGUUGGUGUAAAGUUCCAAAGCAAAAGGUGACUCAUACGGGCAGUGUCACUUCCUACUGCUCCUGGGCACAUGUAACAUGGUCACAACAGCCCCCUGUGUGCUUUAAUGAUGAGCAUCUCAACAGGGGUGCACAGUAUUGUAAGCUGUAGUAAACUUUACUAUUGAAGUAGGGAUGCUUCUCUCAAAGCAAACUCUGCUUUCAGUUUUGUGCAUUAACUGGUUUGUUUCCUUUCUGCAAAAAGAAUCAUCCUUAUUCCUGUGGAGGUGAAGUCUGACUGCCUAGCCAGUUCCCACUCAGAAAUCUGUACCUUUCAAGACACAGCUCAUGGACACCCGGCGUCCUGGAAGGUGCAGUGACAUUUCCACAGUCAGCGGGAGUCUGUGAGUGUAGGUUACGUAUGGUUUGUAAAUGCAGUAAAAGCCAAGCAGCUCAGUGCAUGAAGCACGACUCCACUGACUUCAGUGACUCACUCAGCUGACUUCCUGAGUCAGCUGAAGCACACAGGAGCUUCACCUCUGCAUCUAUCUCAAUUAAGCCUUUGAAGUAGGGGCAUGGUGACCCAUUAUCUCCAAACAGUUGUGGCAGAUGUGUGUUUGCCUAUUGACGCAUGUUUGAAAAGCAAAGUCCAUUUGGCAUACUUGAAUCCACAGUGCCUCUUCUUUUGGUAAAAGGGGGUUUGAUACAAAGGAAUGGUCAAGAUCAGGAAGUGCCUAUCCGAGAAUUCCCAUUUGAGUUAACAUCUUUAGAGAAACACUUUUGAGGGUGAAAGCAGAACUUGUUCUAGUUUCCUAAGGUUAUAAAAUACAUUUUGUGACUAGCUGUAUGUAGAAACAUGCAGUAUCCGGUGUGAAAUAACUACCUGUACUUGGAAGCUGAAUGAGAAUGCUGCUGUCUGCUGGUCCAGUGAAAACAUGUACAGCACAGCUCUCCCCACAACAGCAGCCUGUUGCGCAACACCAGAGACCAUUGAAACUCCAGAUCUGCGGAGGCUAAAUGCCACGGCCAUCUGCUGAGGACACUUUCAUGCUGGGAGUUGCCAUGGCUUUUGAUCUUCCAGGUAUAACUUGAGGUACCCUCUUCAAGAUCUGAAAGGUAUUCACCUUUGCUACAUGGACACCUUCCAUUUCAUUAUGCAAGUAUGAAUUAUGUGCUUAUGGAAAGCUCUGCAAGCAAGCUGAGCAUUUAGUAACAACUUGCAUGUUUUUAUCUUGGCGUGGGAGAUGGCUGUAUUCAAAACGUUAACUACAUUGCUGCAAACUAAAACUUUCCAUUCUGAGUUUUAACUUCCCGUAAUCACCUCAGUGGAUUCUGUGUUGUAAAUACAGGCGUUAUUACAGGCUCUAGGUGCCUGUAGCUCGGUACCUUCAUUUCCCCAGGCAGCCAGCGUGUUGCUACACAGCGCUACUGUGACUGAGCACCGCUGUGUUCUGUGCAGAAAGUCACCCAUCAGCCGCUGCUUUGAACAGCAACAUGGAGGCCUCCCCCCAGACACUCCUCGCAGCUCUUCCCCUUUGAUCGAUAGAGCUGUGAAGAGAGAACAGAGGUUGUAGGCUGCUUGUGGCUGCGGGCAGGAAGGCAGCACUGCAACACUGGCAGUAUGCACAAGCCAUGUGUUAGUGCUGAGAUCAGUAUCGAUUCAUACACGUGCUUGUGCUUUUAUCCAUUGACAUAAAUUAUAGCAUAACAACAAAUUAAAAAUAUGGUUGCAUGUAUAAAGCUUAUAAUUAGUAAGUCUAGAAAGCACGCAGCAUACUCGUAAGUCUGCUGUACAAAUACAGCAAAACUGGCUCCAUAAAUUCGGCUGCUAGUGAAUAGAGCUGCUGAAUGUUGAGGUAAAUAUUCUUCCUCUGUUGGCCUUCUCGUGUUACCAAACCUUUGAUACUGCCUCAUCUUAACAUUGCAGCUAGUUUACAGAUUGAGACCAAAAAUAAAUGUAAUGGGUUCUGCUGAAGGAGAGCCUGUAGACACAAUGUUAUUUGGGUGUACCACUAUGUAAACAGACAGUUAAAAAUUGGUCAAACUAGUUAAACCAGGCAUUACCAGCAGCUUGUGUCUAAGUGACUGCAUGUUCCAUACAUGGUCGCUGGAGGAGUGGCACAUUUAGCAGGGGGAAAAAAACAUUCACUGGCAUGGUUUCUGGCAAGUUACAUAAAAAAAUAGUAACUAGUUCAAACUAGCAAGGAUGACUGAACAGCAGUUUUGACCGCAAUAAACUUAAUACUGCUUGUG